GAAGGGAUUCAAAGUUGCACAACGAUACGUUACAUGAGCGAGGAGUAGGUUCACUUUUACCUAACAUUGCGUCAAGUAAGAUGCCCAUUUUCCCAAGAUGUCUUCAGCAAUAGGAAGACUAUUCAGUGGUCUGACACGAGUGGCUUUCAGUCGAGGAAUAUCUAAAAACAACAUUUCAAUUAUCUUGAGGCUUAACAGUACGCGUUCUCUAGCUGUGAGCUCUCAUUUGUCAGCCAGAUCAAAUACUCCCAAAGAAGAUGAAGAGGUGAACAGUGAGCCCAUCAAGUUCUCCACCAGUAUGGCCAGUCACAAGACCUGGAAAGUGGAUCGCUCAAUGGGGAGCCAUUAUGAGCGACCUUUGUGGAAGGUACUCCCCAUAAGCUUGGUUUGCACUGCCUUCCUGUUGUGGUGUGUGCUGAGAGAAGAGACAGACAUUGAUGCACAGUUGGAGAAGCAGCUGUUUGAGCAAUUACCUGGUUUGAUUUCAGAUGAAGAGCUGGAUAAAAUUCAAGAGAAAUAAUGCAGCACGUGUAAUUUUGGUAUUUAUUUUUGAAACAUGACUUUGUUUUUGACACUGUAGUAAUGACACCAUCCAUUGCUUUAAAGAAAAAGAUUGUAGGCCAUGUAUUAUUUUUAGUCUAGAUCAAUAUGGAUUAAAAUGCCUUUGUUCAAUUAAA
Molecule: messenger RNA, 677 nt
Organism: Melanotaenia boesemani (Boeseman's rainbowfish)
Lineage: Eukaryota; Metazoa; Chordata; Actinopteri; Atheriniformes; Melanotaeniidae
Gene: uqcc4
Product: chromosome 21 C16orf91 homolog
Exons: 2
Coding region: 98-520 (140 amino acids)
Source: RefSeq, a predicted model, not a curated record